AUGCAAGGUAUGCAUGGACAACAACCUCCUGCUCCAGUUCCCGUUCCUCAAGCUGCAGCUGGACCAGAAUUUUGUGCCUUCUUCAGGAUGGAUCCUCCAGAUUUUGUUGGUGGACUUUAUUCCUUAUUGGCUCAUGAUUGGUUAGCUGGUAUGGAAAGGGUGUUUCAGGCCAUUCAUUGUACUGAAGAAGAAAAGGUGAUCUUUGCUACACAGAAGAUGACGGGACCGACUCUUAGGUGGUGGAACACUGCAUCUACUUAUUUCACCGCACAAGAGAUUCCUAAGGAUUGGAAACAUUUCAAGGUAGCAUUCUUGGAGAUGUAUUUUCCCAACAGUGUAAGAACUCAGAAGGAGCGAGAAUUUCAGAAUUUCAAGCAUGGCAGCUUGUUUGUUUCAGAAUAUGCUGAGAAGUUUGAAGACUUGGCUGAUUAUUCCCGACUAGUUGUUUAUGCUCCGGAUGAACUAUGGAAGAUUGACCAUUUGAAGAGGGUUCAAGAAGAGAGGAACCAGAACAAGACUAAUUUUAGGGAGCAAGGAAGAUCUGGCCAGCAUCUAAAGCCCCGUAAUCCUCCACCAAAGAAGAAGCAGGGUUAUGGUGACCAAUCAACUCAACCGCCUUAUUGUCACAAGUGUAAUAAGAAGCAUACCGGAGAGUGCAAGUACGCUUCAGUGACUUGUUUUGGAUAUGUUGAUUGUGGAGCUACUCAUUCUUUUAUCUCUACCGAGUGUGUUUAUCGACUUGGUUUGGAAGUUAAUUCAUUACCCGAACCUAUGGUCAUUUCUUCGGCAACGGAUAAUACCGUGGAAGCUCGACUAAUCUGUAAGGAUUGUUCGGUAUCUUUUAAUGGUCGUGACUUCCUGAUUGAUCUAAUUUGCUUACCCCUCAAGAGGCUCGAUGUCAUUCUUGGAAUGGAUUGGUUGUCUCUUAAUUUGGUGUAUAUUGGUUGCAAGGAGAAGGCCAUAUUUAUUCCUGCAGAAGAGACUUCUUCCGAUAAUGCAAUUACCAAGUUGAUAGAAGUUCCUUCCAAGGAACCUUCUAUAAGGGUUGAAUUUUCCGAGAUUCCGGUGGUGUGUGAUUUUCCUGAUGUGUUUCCCGAGGACAUCACUUCUCUUCCUCCGGAAAGGGAAGCGGAGUUCUCAAUUGAUCUUGUUCCUGGUACUGCCCCAAUUUCCAUCACUCCUUAUAGGAUGUCUCCUAUUGAACUCAGAGAACUGAAGAACCAGUUAUAA
Molecule: messenger RNA, 1230 nt
Organism: Vicia villosa (hairy vetch)
Lineage: Eukaryota; Viridiplantae; Streptophyta; Magnoliopsida; Fabales; Fabaceae
Exons: 4
Coding region: 1-1230 (409 amino acids)
Source: RefSeq, a predicted model, not a curated record